AUGGCAUUAAUGUUUCGUACCAUACAGAAACUUAUUCAUCAAACAGAUGAGUCACGGUAUAACCAAGUAAACUCACGUAUUCGUAACAUAGAAUAGAUAAUAAUGUUUUUAACGAAUAUAUUAUUAAAGAAAGCAAAAAGCAAAUCAAUCUUAGUUUUAGUAGAAAGUGUAGUAAGUGGCCAUACUAAGCAUAUGGUUAGAGAAAGAGUUGCUGAUAAAAUAGAAGUGAUACAAUUUGAUCCAUAUAUUCAAACAAUGGCAAUCUAUAAAGAAAAGAAAAAAAUACGAGGUAUAAGUUGGUAAAUGAAAUAUAGAAUAUUAAUAUAUCUAAUCAUAAUAAAUAUAAAAAAUGUAAAAUAUUUUAUGUAUUUUAUUGCAUUGAUACUGAUAUGAAAAUAAAGUAUUAUAUGAUAUA
Molecule: messenger RNA, 415 nt
Organism: Vespula vulgaris
Lineage: Eukaryota; Metazoa; Arthropoda; Insecta; Hymenoptera; Vespidae
Gene: mRpL33
Product: 39S ribosomal protein L33, mitochondrial
Exons: 3
Coding region: 103-303 (66 amino acids)
Biological process (GO): translation
Cellular component (GO): mitochondrion
Source: RefSeq, a predicted model, not a curated record